UCAGGGAGGAGCAGUGCGGCGGCGCGGGCGGCCGUCGGGGCUGGGCGGCGGCGGCACUAAGAGGGCCCGGUUUGUGGGAGCCAAGGUGGGAGCCGGCCUCGGCGCGCGGCCACCAUGUCCGCGCCGUCGGAGGAGGAGGAGUACGCGCAUCUGGUGAUGGAGGCACAGCCGGAGUGGCUGCGCGCCGAGGUGAAGCGGCUGUCCCACGAGCUGGCCGAGACCACGCGUGAGAAGAUCCAGGCGGCCGAGUAUGGGCUGGCGGUGCUCGAGGAGAAGCACCAGCUCAAGCUGCAGUUCGAGGAGCUCGAGGUGGACUAUGAGGCCAUCCGCAGCGAGAUGGAGCAGCUCAAAGAGGCAUUUGGCCAAGCACACACAAACCACAAAAAGGUAGCUGCUGAUGGUGAGAGCCGGGAGGAGAGCCUGAUCCAGGAGUCAGCCUCCAAGGAACAGUACUACGUGCGGAAGGUGCUAGAGCUGCAGACAGAGCUGAAGCAGCUGCGCAAUGUCCUCACCAACACCCAGUCUGAGAAUGAGCGCCUCACAUCUGUGGCCCAGGAGCUAAAAGAGAUCAACCAGAAUGUGGAGAUCCAGCGUGGCCGCCUGCGCGAUGACAUCAAGGAGUACAAGUUCCGGGAAGCCCGUCUACUUCAGGACUACUCAGAGCUGGAGGAGGAGAACAUCAGCCUGCAGAAACAAGUGUCUGUGCUCAGGCAGAACCAGGUGGAAUUUGAGGGCCUCAAGCAUGAAAUCAAGCGCCUGGAGGAGGAGACCGAGUACCUCAACAGCCAGCUGGAGGAUGCCAUCCGGCUUAAGGAGAUCUCUGAACGGCAGUUAGAGGAGGCGCUGGAGACUCUGAAGACAGAGCGGGAGCAGAAGAACAACCUCCGCAAGGAGCUGUCGCACUACAUGAGCAUCAACGACUCCUUCUACACCAGCCACCUGCAGGUGUCCUUAGAUGGCCUCAAGUUCAGUGACGACGCCGUCACUGCUGAGCCCAACAAUGACGCUGAAGCCCUGGUCAAUGGCUUUGAGCAUAGUGGUUUGGUCAAAUCCUCGCCCGACAACAAGACGUCCACACCCAGGAAGGAUGGCCUGGCUCCACCCACCCCGAGCCUCGUUUCCGACCUGCUCAGUGAGCUCCACAUAUCUGAGAUCCAGAAGCUGAAGCAGCAGCUGGUACAGAUGGAGCGAGAGAAAGUGGGCCUACUAGCAACACUGCAGGACACACAGAAGCAGCUGGAGCAGGCUCGGGGGUCGCUCUCUGAGCAACAGGAGAAGGUGAGCCGCCUCACAGAGAACCUUAGCGCUCUGCGGCGCCUGCAGGCCGGCAAGGAACGGCAGACUUCCCUGGAUAACGAGAAGGACCGUGAUAGCCACGAAGAUGGUGACUACUAUGAGGUGGACAUCAAUGGGCCUGAGAUCCUGGCCUGCAAGUACCACGUGGCUGUGGCUGAGGCUGGCGAACUCCGGGAGCAGCUCAAGGCAUUGCGCAGCACACACGAAGCGUGUGAGGCCCAGCAUGCUGAAGAGAAGGGUCGCUACGAGGCUGAGGGCCAGGCACUUACGGAGAAGGUCUCUCUGCUAGAGAAGGCUAGCCACCAGGACCGAGAGCUGUUGGCCCAGCUGGAGAAGGAGCUGAAGAAGGUGAGCGAUGUGGCUGGUGAGACCCAGGGCAGCCUGAAUGUGGCUCAGGAUGAGCUGGUGACCUUUAGUGAGGAGCUGGCCAACCUCUACCAUCACGUGUGUAUGUGCAACAAUGAGACUCCCAACCGCGUCAUGCUGGAUUAUUACCGUGAGGGCCAGGGCAAGGCUGGCCGCACCAGCCCUGAGGGCCGAGGGCGCCGUUCACCUGUCCUUUUGCCCAAGGGGCUGUUGGCCACAGAGGUGGGCCGAGCAGAUGGUGGGACUGGGGACAGCAGCCCCUCACCCAGCUCUUCACUGCCGUCACCGUUGAGUGACCCCCGCCGGGAACCUAUGAACAUCUACAACCUGAUCGCCAUCAUCCGAGACCAGAUCAAGCACCUACAGGCAGCCGUAGACCGUACAACUGAGCUGUCCCGGCAGCGAAUGGCCUCACAGGAGCUGGGCCCUGCCGUGGACAAGGACAAGGAGGCACUCAUGGAGGAGAUCCUCAAGCUGAAGUCACUUCUGAGUACCAAGCGGGAGCAGAUCACCACACUUCGCACCGUGCUCAAGGCCAACAAGCAGACGGCUGAGGUGGCCCUCGCCAACCUGAAGAGCAAGUAUGAGAACGAGAAGGCCAUGGUGACUGAGACCAUGAUGAAGCUUCGCAAUGAGCUGAAGGCCCUCAAGGAAGACGCAGCCACCUUCUCCUCAUUGCGCGCCAUGUUUGCCACCAGAUGUGACGAGUACAUCACACAGCUGGAUGAGAUGCAGAGGCAGCUGGCUGCUGCAGAGGACGAGAAGAAGACUCUGAACUCCCUGCUGCGCAUGGCCAUCCAGCAGAAGCUGGCGCUCACCCAGCGGCUGGAGCUGCUGGAGCUGGACCAUGAGCAGACCCGCAGGGCCCGCAACAAGGCCACCCCCAAGGCCAAGCCAGCCUCACCGAGCCUGUAGAGUAGCUGCUGGGAGGACGUGGCCACCGGCCCUGUCACACUGCAGCCCCUCCCCUUUCCCCUCCCAUGGCCUAUGCAGAGGAAGGAAGGGCAGCCUAAAGUCUACUUAGAGAUGUUUGGAUAUGCCACUGUAAUUCUUUUCAAAAUAGCAUUCCCCAAGUUUUUAAUGGGAGGAGGGGAAAAAAAAAAAAAAAAAAAAAAAAAAGCUUUACCAUUGAGAGUGCUGCGAGCUGCUGCUUGGAAAGGCUGUGUACAGCCGAAGAACCUGCUUCUGAAACCACUGCCAGGCCCUCUAGGGCCUGCUGGACCGCCUGCCAUGGGUGGGUGGGGGAGUCCCCUCCUUAUUACACAUGCUCCUUUUUUAUCCGAUCAACCUGUGCACUUUUGAUAUUUUGAUAUUAUAUUUGCUUCCUUAAUUCCUUGCGUAGAGACGGUCUCCGAUGCCGUGGUCUGUGCUCAUGGUCCUGUAGCUGUCCGUCCUAGCUCUGGCGUGUUGAUCUGGCGUCAGCACGAGGCAGAGCUGUGCUCCAUAGUGUGUAGCUAGACUGCAGGUGAGGCUUCGACCCGGCAAGGAGCUGGCUAGUGUAUCCACGCUGUGGUUCAACAGCCUUUAGAGGACACGGCAUUGUGUGGUUCACGUUUGAAAUUACAGAUUUUAAAUGCCAUGUUCAUUAAGAAAUCCAGGGUAUUCCAAUUCUGGGGUUUUUCAUAUUGUAUUAUUAUUAUUCUUAGGAAUAGUUCAACGUAACAAGAAGAAAACUUGACCUUUGCUCUGGUUAAAACAGUAAUAGGCACUUGAAAGCAUAAAUUAUUGAAUGAGUAGUAUUACCUACAAAUUCCAGAAUUUUCUGGGUUUUAGGACAUUGUGAAGCAUGACUGACUAACAGAAUUUUAUACAACUGCACCAGUGAAAUUCCAAAUUGGAAUUGUUUUGUUAUUCUGGUUGUUGUGCCAAAUUGUGGUACACUUAGAAAAUUCUACAGUUGUCGAUUUUUAGGGUGUUCUAUUUCAACACCUUUUUGUUAGUAACCAUUGCCAGUAGUGCCUUCAUCAGUUAAGGGAGGUGUCCCAGCCAAGCAAGCUCUCUACAAUAGGCAGCGGAGAGCUAGUUGGGAAUGCUGAAGGCCAGCGUGGACCAACAGGUAGGAGCGGGUACCUGGCUCACUUCGUACCUGGGCAUCUUCAUUGAGGGAGAGAGAACCGAGAUUGUGCAAAAUUCUGUUAGUCAGUGAUUCUUCACAUGCAAAUUCAGGGGCUUAGAAACAAAACAGACACAAACACCUGGAGUGUGCUUUGGGAACCAAAUGGACUUCAUGGGACACACUAAGCAAGCUGUACAAACAUCACGUUUGUGAAGAGCCGAGGGCGUCAGGAGAGCCGGCGAUGCAGUCGGCUGUGAGUAGGGAAGAGGGUUAGCCAUAGUAUUCUUUGCAAAUGUGAAAAGGAGACAUUAUCUCUUCUCUUGCUUGGUGUAACUAAUCACUGUUAAUUUCAGGAAACAGAAGUCACUAAAACUCCUUAGCAAACUGCUUGCUAAGUGAGGUUCAGGGUAUGGUCCAA
Messenger RNA from Phodopus roborovskii (desert hamster), 4136 nucleotides. RefSeq names its product BICD cargo adaptor 2 (gene Bicd2). The transcript is spliced from 8 exons. Lineage: Eukaryota; Metazoa; Chordata; Mammalia; Rodentia; Cricetidae. Gene Ontology annotation, cellular component: cytosol; Golgi apparatus. The coding region runs from base 115 to 2577 and encodes 820 amino acids. The record is from RefSeq and is a predicted model, not a curated record. Gene Ontology annotation, biological process: microtubule anchoring at microtubule organizing center; protein localization to organelle; regulation of microtubule cytoskeleton organization. Gene Ontology annotation, molecular function: dynactin binding; cytoskeletal adaptor activity; dynein complex binding.